Messenger RNA from Nematocida major, 1251 nucleotides. RefSeq lists its product as uncharacterized. The coding region runs from base 1 to 1251 and encodes 416 amino acids. NCBI's taxonomy places the organism in Eukaryota, Fungi, Microsporidia. Gene Ontology annotation, molecular function: hydrolase activity, acting on carbon-nitrogen (but not peptide) bonds. Gene Ontology annotation, biological process: carbohydrate metabolic process. Gene Ontology annotation, cellular component: membrane. The transcript has a single exon. The record is from RefSeq and is a predicted model, not a curated record.
AUGAAUUUUCUACAACUAUCAGCAAUAUUGUUAUCAGCAGUCCCCUCUCUCCAGUUUGUCCCCGUCUAUAACAAUCCCCUCCAGUUCAUGGAGCCGGUCCAGUUCAUAGACCUAGAGCAGAAUCAGUACGUAGAAGUAGAUCCUGCCCAGCUCCUGAACAUAGACCCAAACUCUUUCCAGCUCAUAGAUACUUCAGCAAUGCCUCCCCACGAGCCAGAGUAUCAGCAAAUGCCCCAGAUCCAGCAAAUGCCCCAGAUACAGCAGAUUCACUUCGUAGAUCAGCCAGUCCAAAUCAUAUCCCCCGAAUACCCGCAGGUAUACAUCGAAGAGCAGCCGGCAGAAACUAUCAGGAGAGUCCUCACGGAGGCAGCCUUUGACUCAGACCCGAAUGCUCUGAAUGACCUCCUCAGCGAAACAGUCCGUAUCCAGGAAUCAGAAAAGAAGAAAACGCUCUCCAGAAGGGGCGGAAAAUACACCGGACACUUCUCCCUCACCUUCGACGGAGGACCCUCAGAGAAUACCCCCAGACUCCUCAGAGCCCUGAAGAAGCACAGAAUCAGCUGCGGAUUCUACAUCGACCCAUUCGCAGUGGACUCAGAGAACACGGAAAUAGUCACCCAGAUCCUGAAACACGGACACACGAUAGGACUGUCAGUCCAGAGCAAAAAGUCCCUCACAGAAGUCCCAGCAGCAGAGGCCAGGGACAUCGUGCAGAAGGCCUUUGACCAAUACAGGAAAGUCAUCGGAAGUGCCCCAGACUCGGUUCGACUCCCGAGGCAGGGAUACUACUCAGACGACAUGCAGUUCUGCAUAGACCUCGGGAUGACCGUCUGCGAGCCAAACUACGACACGUGCGACUACGCAGACCCGAACUUCCUGCAGACGAUGGAGAAACUGCUCCCGGAAAGACACAGUCCAGUCGAGGGAGAUGGGCUUGUGCUCGUGCUCAGGGAUAGAUACAGCUACACGGUGAAUAACAUAGACCGCGUGAUUGAUCUCCUGGAGAGAAGUGGAUACGUCUUCAGCGACUACAGCGUAAAUGCGGGGGUUUUUUCAACGCAGGCGCAGAAGGGGCGCAGGGGAGGAAUCAUGCACGAGCUCAUGGAGAUGCAGGAGGAGAAGGAGAAGGAGAAGGAUACGAAGACGCGGGGAGAGCGCAUCCUGAAGAGUAUCCGAGAGAACAGCGGGAGUCUUGCAGUGAAGGCCCUCACUGUUGGCGGAAUCGCAGUUCUUGUCGUGUGCUUCGUAUAA